Mesorhabditis belari is the source of this 855-nucleotide messenger RNA. Lineage: Eukaryota; Metazoa; Nematoda; Chromadorea; Rhabditida; Rhabditidae. The record is from the annotation of a GenBank genome assembly.
AUGGAUCUAAUUCAUCAACUCAACGAUUUUACCCUUUAUCGUCGCCAAAAUGAGACUUUCCAUUCGGGAUAUCGAUAUGAAAAUUCCCUUUCCUUUGAAACACUCGCCUAUCCAAUGGAGAUGACUCUUUGGUUUCAGAAUAAUUGGCAUCACUCGAUCACAAUCUCCGUUGUUUAUUACAUUCUUAUCAGGAGUAUUCAACGAUUGAUGAGAGAUCGCCAGGCAUUUACCCUUGAAAUCCCACUUUUCUAUUGGAAUUCCUUUCAUGCAAUCUAUUCGACGAUCGCUUUUGCACGCCUUGCUGAGGAUGUCGGUCAUUCUUAUUCGAUUUCCUUCUACGAUGCCAUCUGUCGUACAUGUCAUCCAAAUGAUGCGGCCGCUUUCUGGAAUCUCACUUUCGCCAUUAGUAAGAUCAUAGAGCUUGGUGAUACACUUUUCAUUGUUUUGAGGAAGAAACCCCUCAUCUUUCUUCAUUACUAUCAUCAUGCUGCAGUUCUCAUCUAUACUGUUCACUCAGGUGCCGAACAUAUCGGUGUCGGUCGUUCAUUCAUCAUGAUGAAUCUCUUUGCGCACGCUCUCAUGUACACAUAUUAUGCGACAAAAACUACCAAGCUCCAAAUCCCCAGAUGGGUGGCGAUGGUGGUGACAACUGUACAGACGACUCAAAUGUUGCUUGGAGUGCUUUUAUCGGCUUGUGUUUACUGGAUAAAGACGAACACCGAUUGGAGAUGCCAACAAUCAAUGGGAAAUCUCUACCUCGCCUUCGUCAUUUACGUCACUUUUGGAGUCCUCUUUGCUCAAUUCUUCUACAAGGCAUACCUUCGACCCAGAAAUCAAAAGACAAAAAAAUUGGAA